Molecule: messenger RNA, 2424 nt
Organism: Pseudophryne corroboree (corroboree frog)
Lineage: Eukaryota; Metazoa; Chordata; Amphibia; Anura; Myobatrachidae
Gene: CDCP2
Product: CUB domain containing protein 2
Exons: 6
Coding region: 33-1640 (535 amino acids)
Source: RefSeq, a predicted model, not a curated record
CAGUGGAUAUAUUACAGUCCCAGCACUGCAAUAUGCAGAAUAUUCAUUGCAAGUUUAUCUUCAUGAUAAGUGUGUUAUGGAAAGCGCCUGGGGUUCACACACGGAAAGGCGUCAAGUGUGGUGGCGUGCUCUCUGCCCCGAUAGGACACCUGUCCACCCCGAACUUCCCUAGGGUGUACCCACCUUACACUGAGUGCAGCUGGCUGAUUGUUGUGUCGGAGGGAUCCACCAUACAACUCACGUUCCAGGAAUUCAGCCUGGAGUACCACGAUGCCUGCGAAUAUGAUUAUGUGAAGAUUUACAAUGGAGCAACCAGGGAUGACGGAAAUCUUUUGGGAACAUUCUGUGGUUCCAAUUUCCCCCCAAAUAUCACGUCAUCAUGGCACGUUCUGUCUGUCAUUUUUCAUUCAGACAAGCACGUGGGCAGCACAGGAUUCUCGGCUACAUACAGGAAAGAUAUCUGUGGAGGCGUCCUCACUGGCCUCUCGGGGGUAAUCACCAGCCCGGAUUACCCUGACAACUACCCUAACAAUGCGGAGUGCCACUGGCUGAUCCGAGCGGCUCCUCACUCCAAGAUCCGACUGGUUUUUACAGACUUCCAGCUGGAGAGCCAAGAGUGUAACUUUGAUUAUGUUGCAAUAUUUGAUGGCUACGGUCUGGAAGAACAAGUUGACCAUUACUGUGGCACCACCAAACCCCCAGACACCACAUCAUCUUCCAAUGAGCUGCUUGUAGUCUUCAAAUCUGACUUCAACAUUGGAGGACGGGGGUUCAAGGCAUACUUCUCAUCCGGGGAAUGCCAGGAUGUGUACACAGCUGUGACAGGCAACAUCACCAGCCCUCGCUAUCCGGAAAUGUACCCCAAUAAUAUUAUAUGCCAGUGGAACAUACAGUUACCACCAGGUUUCCGCAUCAAGAUGUUUUUCCGGGAAGUGGAGCUGGAGGAGAGAAACAGUCUGACGGAGGAGUGUGACUAUGACUACAUUGCGGUCUAUGAUGGACAGAGCGUGGGGGACAAACUGCUGGGGAAGUGGUGCGGGUAUGAGCUACCACCACCAUUGGUAUCCAGCAGGAAUAAUCUACUGCUGGUACUAGUGACAGACAGAGACACAGCCAGCAGCGGCUUCCUGGUGUUCUAUAUUGGGUUGGUGCCCAUUAAUGUCAGUUGCACCCGCACUGACUUCCACAUUCAGAUCCCAAGUCAGUCUGUCCCUCAGCUGGAGAAGAGUCACAUCUAUCUGGGGUCACCAACGUGUGCCGCUCAACUAUCUGGCAGCAACUACAAGAUUUAUGCUCGUUUUGACACAUGUGGAAUAGGUCCACAGAAGAGGAACAGCACCUCGGUCAUUGUGAGUGUCCUCUACGUGGACUUCUCUUUGGGAGCUCAGACAGAUGUCCAUGAAUACGAGGUGCAGUGUGAACCCAAGAGGAAAGAGGCCUCUGUGCGCAUCCUGUCCGGCUCAGACCCAGCCCAGCUAAUUGGGUUGAUGGAGAAGACUGGGGAGUCUCACCUUCCGGAGGCCGCAGCAUCAGAGAGCACUGAGCGGGUGCAGGACAGCAGUGACGUGGUCUUCAUUAGCAUCUGUAUAUUAGCUGGAGUCCUCAUGCUCAUCGCAGUGGUGGGACUGGUAUUACUGUGACAUCAUCACUGGGACAAUUACUACAACCAAGGCAGGAAGAGUGGGAUGAACGAUGGUUUAUGAAUGAAACGUCAGUGCAAAUAAAACACAUUUCAUUUCAAAUAUUGUAUCGGACAAGACCAACCACGUGGAAGCCAAGAACAACCUAUUACAGUCUGCGUCAUAUGUUUAUUAUUUAACAUGCCUUGCUUUGUCAAUUUUCUAAGUAAUCUAGGUUCUAGACUGAAUAAGAAGAGCAUACACCUCAGUCUGUUUCCUGCACAAUUCAGUAGGUCGUAGAAGAUAACAAUGAAGCCAAUCAGUGGGGUCAGAAAGACCAUGUCAGAGUCUUCCAGGAUUGUCGGAGACUGGAAAGAAGGAUAAAAAGAUAAUAGUGCCUUAAUGACGUUUCUGCUGGGAUACACGUGUAAGAUAUAAUGAACCAGGGAAGCCUGGAUGAUCAUUUUAGGGGCUUAGCCAAUACUUCAAGCUACUGUAUUCUCGGCCCUUCCAUGAUAAUGCAUGAGCGCAACCCUAUCUAUUUCUAAGUUUCUGCUAUUGGCAUAUCCAUCAACUGGUCUUUAAAAGGGAAUACAUUUUCGUUCAUUUUCAAUAAAUGCUGAGCACAAUCUCUGGGCCGAAGACAAUCAAGCACAAAGAACCUUACGUCGGACAUAAAGCUAGGAUAAAACAGCAAAAUCAACAGAUAGAAAUAGGACUCAGCAAGUGGGGAUCAGUCCAUUCUCCCACAAAGAAUCUCAGUUCCAAAUAAUAAAGUUUAAAUGUCUUUUGCAAAUAUGUAAAA